Molecule: messenger RNA, 498 nt
Organism: Argiope bruennichi
Lineage: Eukaryota; Metazoa; Arthropoda; Arachnida; Araneae; Araneidae
Exons: 1
Coding region: 1-498 (165 amino acids)
Biological process (GO): DNA integration; DNA transposition
Molecular function (GO): DNA binding
Source: RefSeq, a predicted model, not a curated record
AUGGGAAAAACAGCUGAUUUAUCAGACUUCGAUAAAGAUCAAAUCGUUAUGCCUCGGCGACUAGGAACAGCAAUAUCAGAAACGUCGCGUUUAAUGGGUUAUUCACGUGCAGUUGCUGUGAGCAUAUAUCGAACGUGGUGUAUGGAUGGUGAAACGACAAGUCGCCGGCCAGCGGUGUGUCGUCCAAGGCACAUUGAUUUCAGAGGAGAGCGGAGAUUUUUAAGCAUUGUUCGUCCUGACCGAAGAGCCACAACAUCUGAAAUCACUACCAGCUACAACAGUGGCAAGCCAGACAGUGUUUCACAAUACAUUGUGCAGCGUACCUUGUUGCGCGUGGUCUUUCGCAGCCGGAGGCCGACACAUGCCCCUGCACUGACAGCACGUCACCGCCAGCUGUGUCUUCAAUGGGACAAGAAACAUCAGAAUUGGACGUUAGAAGAAUUAAAGAAGGUUGCAUGGUUACGUUUUCUGAUCCAUCACAUCAACGGGCAUGUGUGA